Messenger RNA from Funneliformis geosporum, 447 nucleotides. Lineage: Eukaryota; Fungi; Glomeromycota; Glomeromycetes; Glomerales; Glomeraceae. The record is from the annotation of a GenBank genome assembly.
AUGAAGAUAAAUGCUGAAGGUUUAGAACUCGUUAAGGAUUUUGAAGGAUUUCGUGCUGAUUUUUACAAUGAUUUGGCGGGUCACAAAACUAUUGGUUACGGUCAUAACUGCGACGCAGAUCCAAAUAAGUGCAAAGACAUCAAGGCACCCAUCACUCAAGCUCAGGCCGAGGAAUUGCUCAAAACGGAUCUAGCCAAAUUCGAAGGUCAUGUUACCUCGUUGGUCAAAGUUAAACUCAACUCCAAUCAAUUCUCCGCUUUGGUUUCUUUCACGUUUAACCUUGGCCAAGGAAACCUUGCGUCAUCCACAUUACUCAAGAAGCUUAACGCUGGUGAUUAUGAAGGUGCUUCUAAGGAAUUUGGCAAGUGGGUCUAUGCUGCAAAAAAGGUGGUGAAAGGGUUAGAGAGGCGCCGUGAAGCCGAAAGAGCGUUAUUCGUGAAAGCUUGA